AUGAUAAUAAAGUUUUUAACUAUAUUUUCUUUCCUAUAUUUUAUUAGUUGUGAAAAACUUAACGGAAUCCAUGAUCCUGUCAAUAGCAGAUUUUUGCAAAGCAAAAUAAAUGUUCUCACAUGGCUAACUAAUGUGAUAUACCCAUCUGAAACCCCAAAAUAUUUCAAAAAAUACUUGGAUUAUAAAUAUUUCUUAAAGCCAUCAUAUGAUCCAAUAGACUUAAAUAAGCAAUGGUUACAAACAAAUGACUGGAAAGCUAACAAUGAAGAUGCAAUAAUAGAAUAUUCAGGGAAAGAAAGUUGUAGAGAAUCAAAUCAUCCCUUUCCGUUUGGAUGGCUAGACAAUAGAAUGACUACUAGGACAUCUUUAAUAAAAAGGGAUUUUUUUUGCAAGAAAACUAUAGCUCAAUUAGAAGUUCAGAUAAAUGAUGCAAAAUCAUGUGGACUUAUUUUUCGAGUAAUUGGUGAAAGAAAUUAUUGGGGGUUAAUAAUUGACAAAAAAAUCUUAAAAUUAAUCCAAGUUAAAGAUGGGGAAUUAAUAAUUUUAAAGGAAUUCAAAGAACUCAAAAUACAGAAUACCAAAUGGUAUGUUUUAUAUAUACAAGAAAUUAUUACUGAUAUAAAAGUUAAAGCGGGAGAAUAUGGAAAUAUUUCUAUUGACUAUCUUCGAAAAACUGAUGAUGAGUCAGAGUAUGACCAAAAAAAACAGGGAGCAGUAGGCUUAUUCGCAAAUGAAGGAAAUUGCAAAUUUAGAAACAUAAUAUUUCGAGGUAAAAAAUGGAGUACUGAAUAUGAAAAAUUAAAAUUUUCAAAAGGGGAUUUAUUAUAUGACCUUGAAGAGAUUGAAGCCUUGUAUGAAAACACAAAAGAUUGGUGUCCUAUGGCUUCUUUAUGUUCUAACAGUAAAUAUGAAUAA
Molecule: messenger RNA, 915 nt
Organism: Plasmodium vinckei vinckei
Lineage: Eukaryota; Apicomplexa; Aconoidasida; Haemosporida; Plasmodiidae
Product: conserved Plasmodium protein, unknown function
Exons: 11
Coding region: 1-915 (304 amino acids)
Source: RefSeq, a predicted model, not a curated record